Paramecium octaurelia is the source of this 1201-nucleotide messenger RNA. The record is from the annotation of a GenBank genome assembly. Lineage: Eukaryota; Ciliophora; Oligohymenophorea; Peniculida; Parameciidae.
GGAUGCUAGAAUAAUCAGAACAUACUAAAGUUCAUACAGAAUGUUUUUAAACCGUUUUUGAGUUCGACAUCGAAAGUUCGCAAAGGUUUAGCUUGUAUCUAAAAAUUAGAAGACCAAAAUCAAGUUCUUAAGAGAAAUACAGAAAAUUAUUUGAGAUAGCUAAGGAUUACUCUAAUUCAAAAGUACCAUAAGCCCACUCAGAUGAAGUUCCUGAAUUUGAUUUUUUAGAAGAAUCCUGUUAAAUUAGACCUUCUAUCUGUACGAAUAAAUCAAGCAAAUAAAGUUAAGAACGUGAAGAGAAAUUAUUUGAAAAAGAAUUAUUAUCACUUUUGAAUGAGGAUGAUGAUCAAUUAAUAGCAAAGAGUGAAAAAGAAAAGUUAAAAUUACCAUCAAUUAUGAUGAGAAAUGGUGGAUGCUAUACUGGAUACUGGUACAAAAAAAAACCUUAGGGUGAAGGAUAAUACAAAUUUGCAGAUUCUAGCAGAUAUGAAGGUGAGGUAAAGAAUUUUAAAUUAUAUAAAGUGGAUUAAUGGCUAUGCUAGUGGAAAAGGUAAAUUUUUUGAUUCGGAAGGAGGGUAUUAUUGUGGGGACUUCCAUUUGAAUUACAUGCAUGGUAAAGGAGUGUAUUAUUAUGCGGACGGCUCGAUUUACGAAGGUAUAAAAUUAUUCAUCGCUUUAAAGGCUCAUGGUUCAAUGAUAAAUACAAUGGAUAUGGUAUUGAAGUGAAGGUUGAUUCUCAUUAUAAAGGUAUAAUACUAAAAACAAAAGUAGGGCAUUUUCGGAAUGGCUUAAAACAUGGGCAAGGAAUUUUAAUAUUUAAUAAUAAGGAAAAAUAUGAGGGCUAGUUUGUAAAUGGUCAGUUCGAAGGGAAAGGAUAGUUUGUAGUUUUAUAAUAAUAUUAAAGAUAUGGCCUGAUGGAAGAAGAUAUUAAGGAGACUGGAAAAACGGAAUGAUGCAUGGAUAGGGAAUCUUAUCCUGGACUGAUGGUACUAUUGAUUAUCCAAUUUAAGGCCGAGUUUAUGUUGGUUAAUAUGAAAGCGAUAAGAGAUAAGGUUUCGGAACUUUUUAAUUUGCUGAUGGUCGAAAAUAUGCUGGGUAAUGGAUGAAUGGUUUGCAACAUGGGACUGGGGAAUUUACAGAAUCCCAUGGACAUAUCACCAAGGGAGUUUGGAGAGAAGGUAAAUUAUUUUCUCUUGUUUGA